This is a messenger RNA of Yarrowia lipolytica CLIB122, 2640 nucleotides long. RefSeq lists its product as uncharacterized. Lineage: Eukaryota; Fungi; Ascomycota; Dipodascomycetes; Dipodascales. The record is from RefSeq and is a predicted model, not a curated record. Gene Ontology annotation, biological process: DNA replication initiation. Gene Ontology annotation, cellular component: DNA replication preinitiation complex.
AUGGACCUGAGACUGGUACCGACCAGCCGCGCGCGGGUCAAACGGCUGAUCUCACGUGAGCCGUCGCCGCUGCAACUGCAGCAAAAACGAAAGGACGAAUCGAGCUUCGCGCUCGAGGAGAUGCUUAGUCAGCGCCCUCCGACCGACGUGCGCUCGAUUCUCAACUCGGCGGUCGACGCGCUGAGGAAAAAGCCGGAGGCGGCGGCGGCAGCCGGGAAGUCACGUGAGCUCCAGACGGGCUCGACCCUGUUUGUGGAAAUUCAGCCGGCGCUGAUUAACAAGCUGCAAGUUUCGACGCAGUUUUUGCUGGUGAAGAUUGAUGAUGGCGAAUUCUGGAUGGAGCGGUUUGGCGGCGACAUUUGGGGGGUUUUCGAGCGAAGCGCGGCACGUGAUAAGCAGACCGGAUCCCGUGGCCAGCUGGACUCUCGACCCCGUGACAUUUCACAUGACGACACGGAGGACACCCAGGAGGACACUCUGCCAGAUGGUCAACAAGACACCCAAGAAGAUACACCAAGACAGGAUAUUAGUCCACACAAAUUGUUGGCCCACAAAACAUCUACAAGUCACGUGUUAGAACCGAACCGUUCUCGCAUGCAUUCUUCCUCACGUGAUGAUAUUCUUUCCCGUGCUCCUGUUGCCUCUAGCAAGUCCUCUUCCACUACUAAUACCACUACCCAGGAUGGUUCAUUCACAUCUCUAAUUGCAUCUCUACCACCUCCUCAACCGACGUUAACCCCCUACAUUCCUCUAAACCUGACGAAACCAGUUUCGGCGCUACCAUUGCCAUCAGUUUCGGUCUCUGAGCUCCUUCUGUCGUCCUACCGGACCCAGCUUUACUGCUGUCGGACGUCGCUCAUCUACUUUGCCAAGGCCAUGUCCAAGUCACGUGCUCUGUGCAAGUCCACGCUCGAGAAACAUACGCAGGGCAAGUCUCGUGUUUUUUCCGCCUCCCAGAUGCGCAAAAUGUCGUAUAAGCUGUACUCUCGCGAGUUGGCCAAGCUCGUCCAGCCACUCAAUGAAUGGUCUCAGGUUUACGAGUACCACGAGUUCUGCAAGAUGAUGACAAACACAAAAGACGAGUACGUGAUCCAGUGGAAAGACAGACUGUCUUAUUCGGUUUUGUCCGAUUCGGAAAAACUCGCAGUGGAAAUAUCUCUUCUCAAGUUCAGAGAAAUGCAAUUACAGAGUAUUGUUCUGUUGGAACUGCUGGCAGUGGCUCCGGUGACCAAAAGUGCUGACGCUGCUGAGACAGUCAAACAGAUGGAGUUGGAAAAGCAAAAGAAGAAGGAAGCAAGGAAAAUGGGCCUCUACAAGUCCAGACGAAACAAGGCAGCGGUGGAACAGGAGGAGGCUGCAGAGGAGACUCUGGACUACAAGACUCUGUUGAUCCAGUUGUUUUCCAGCAUGUGCAUCUGGCAACAAUUGUCGGAUUCAAAAUCUGAUCACGUGCACGAGUUUUGCAAGUCCGUGGUCAUUCCGUAUUUCUCGUCACGUGUUCCGGAGGUGGUCGAGGACUUGCUGAAGAGAGCAGGCCUCGAGAGAGAAACUAGACACAUUUCUGGUAAGCAACAACAACAACAACAACAACAACAACAACAACAACAACAACAACAACAACAGCCGCUGAAGCAGAACAACAAGCCGCGAGAGAUCCCAUAUGCAUCGCGCGACUCGCCUACCUUGUCACGUGACUCAACCGUGACACCGCGGGCCAACUCUCCGUCUUUUUCACGUGAUUCCGACACGUUGAAUUCGGACAUCAGCACGAGUUCAGGUGUGUCUCGGGUAACCAAUUCUAGCCGCGCAGCUCGAACAGGCUCGGCCCAGGGAGUCACGGGAUUACUUAAUAAGCCGCAGGUUCGGGGCGGACUCCUCACCUCUUCACGGUCAUUUGAUUCUCGUACUCAGGUGGGCAUGCGGUUCAAGGGCAGUAAAGAGAAGGACAAGGAGGAGGUGAAGUGUACAAAUUCGGUUGCCGGGACCACAACGUCGGCUACAGCGGAGAUGACGACGGGCAUGUUCAGAAAGUCACGUGACAUCUCCGUGGCCACAGCCUCUUCUCGUCAUUCGAUGGCGGCCCAGUCUCAGGUGGCUGCCACUCCCGUGAAGCGGACUAGACCGGUUUUGACCUCAUUUACAGCCGAGCCGGACAAUCCAUUCAUCAACGACAGUCACGUGGUUGACGAGUCUCCGUUUGCCAAGCGGAUGAGAGGGGAGAGCACUGGUCCCAGGAGAAGGCUGGGCCUGGGGGAUGGCACUUCUGUUGUUUUCGAUAGUGCCAGAAGAAAAAGGGAAGGUAGUGAGAAUCAGAUUGAUGACUCUCCUGUUCGGUGCAAUCGCUACUCGGUUGUUAUGGAGUCUCCUACGAAGUCUAGGACUUUAGGUGUGGGUCAUGGCAACUAUGGCGGCGGUGGUGGUGGAUUAUUUUCAAACAAACCAUCCAGGAUGUUUUCCACUACCAUAAGGCCAAGCAUGGCUGCUCCAGUGGCGGCCCCUGCUCCUGUAAAUGUGUCUGCUACUCCCAAGAGACGGACUCAGCCCACGUUGACGAAGGAGCAGUACCCAAGGGAGGAUAAUCCGUUUUACAAUGGAACCGAUGAUGCUGUGAUGGAUACAAGUCCUACUAAACGGGUUUAG